Molecule: messenger RNA, 1507 nt
Organism: Saprolegnia parasitica CBS 223.65
Lineage: Eukaryota; Oomycota; Saprolegniomycetes; Saprolegniales; Saprolegniaceae
Product: tubulin beta chain
Exons: 2
Coding region: 39-1379 (446 amino acids)
Biological process (GO): microtubule cytoskeleton organization; mitotic cell cycle
Cellular component (GO): microtubule; cytoplasm
Molecular function (GO): GTP binding; GTPase activity; structural constituent of cytoskeleton
Source: RefSeq, a predicted model, not a curated record
UUUUCAAACGGGAAAGAAAGCAGCAACAGCAGGUUGACAUGCGGGAGUUGGUUCACAUUCAGGGUGGUCAGUGCGGUAACCAGAUCGGUGCCAAGUUCUGGGAGGUCAUCUCGGACGAGCACGGCGUCGACCCCACGGGUUCGUACCACGGCGACUCGGACCUCCAGCUCGAGCGCAUCAACGUUUACUACAACGAAGCCACCGGCGGCCGCUACGUGCCCCGUGCUAUCUUGAUGGACUUGGAGCCGGGUACCAUGGACUCGGUCCGUGCCGGCCCGUAUGGCCAGCUUUUCCGCCCCGACAACUUUGUCUUCGGCCAGACGGGUGCUGGUAACAACUGGGCCAAGGGCCACUACACGGAAGGCGCUGAGCUCAUUGACUCGGUCCUCGACGUUGUCCGCAAGGAAGCCGAGAGCUGCGACUGCCUCCAGGGUUUCCAGAUUACGCACUCGCUCGGUGGUGGUACCGGUUCCGGUAUGGGUACGCUCUUGAUCUCCAAGAUCCGCGAAGAGUACCCCGACCGUAUCAUGUGCACGUACUCGGUCUGCCCGUCGCCAAAGGUCUCGGACACGGUCGUCGAGCCGUACAACGCCACGCUCUCGGUCCACCAGCUCGUCGAAAACGCCGAUGAGGUCAUGUGUCUCGAUAACGAGGCGCUCUACGAUAUUUGCUUCCGCACGCUCAAGCUCACGACGCCCACGUACGGCGACUUGAACCACUUGGUCUGCGCCGCCAUGUCGGGUAUCACGACGUGCCUCCGCUUCCCCGGUCAGUUGAACUCGGAUCUUCGCAAGCUCGCCGUCAACUUGAUCCCGUUCCCGCGUCUCCACUUCUUCAUGAUUGGUUUCGCGCCCUUGACGUCGCGUGGCUCGCAGCAGUACCGCGCGCUCACGGUCCCCGAGCUUACACAGCAGCAGUUUGAUGCCAAGAACAUGAUGUGCGCCGCCGAUCCUCGCCACGGCCGCUACCUCACGGCUGCCUGCAUGUUCCGUGGCCGCAUGUCCACGAAGGAAGUCGAUGAGCAGAUGCUCAACGUCCAGAACAAGAACUCGUCGUACUUCGUCGAGUGGAUCCCGAACAACAUCAAGGCCAGCGUGUGCGACAUCCCGCCGAAGGGCCUUAAGAUGUCGACGACGUUCAUCGGUAACUCGACGGCGAUCCAGGAGAUGUUCAAGCGCGUCUCGGAGCAGUUCACGGCCAUGUUCCGGCGGAAGGCUUUCUUGCAUUGGUACACGGGCGAAGGCAUGGACGAGAUGGAGUUCACGGAAGCCGAGUCCAACAUGAACGAUCUCGUCUCGGAGUACCAGCAGUACCAGGACGCGACGGCCGAGGAAGAAGGCGAGUUCGACGAAGACGAAGAGAUGGACGAAAUGAUGUAGAUGAAAUCAACGAGGUUUCUCUCACUGCAUUGGGUCUCGUAUAUUUACAAGUACAAUACACUGCGCGAAGGGGCCUCGUCCUUUGGCUUUGUUUUUGUCACCAUCUUUAACCACUACAUUGCCUACAC